AUGGCUCGAACUUUUGACCUGAAAACAAUAACAGAUCUCUCAGUUCUGAUUGGAACAGGAAUUUCACUGUAUUAUUUAGUUAACAGGCUCCUUAAUGAAGCAGAAGGUGGUCCGUUAUCUGGUAAAUCCAAGGAGUCCCGUCAGAAACAGUCCCAGACAUGGCAGACACUUGUCAAAAUGAACCCUGAUCUGGCUUCAGUCAAUCUGAACUCUUACGAGCGUACCGUUCUCUCUUCAGUUGUAAUUCCACAGGAUAUUGAUGUCAGUUUUUCCAAUAUAGGGGGGCUUGAAGAUAUUAUUGAAGAAUUAACAGAGAGUGUUAUUUAUCCCCUAACAACCCCGGAAUUAUAUACAUCGCACUCUCUUUUAACUGCCCCUCGUGGUGUUCUGCUUUAUGGGCCCCCCGGAUGUGGUAAAACCAUGAUUGCAAAGGCAUUAGCCAAAGAAAGUGGCGCAAACUUCAUUUCUAUCAGAAUGUCAUCGAUAAUGGACAAAUGGUACGGUGAAUCUAACAAGAUUGUCGACGCCAUCUUUUCGUUAGCAAACAAAAUUCAACCUUGUAUAAUUUUCAUCGAUGAGAUCGACUCAUUUCUGCGCGAGCGCGCUUCCUCGGAUCAUGAAGUGACGGCGAUGCUUAAAGCUGAAUUCAUGACUUUAUGGGAUGGCCUUACAAGUAAUGGACGGAUUAUGAUUUUGGGGGCCACGAAUAGAAUGACUGAUAUUGAUAGUGCGUUCCUGCGGAGACUCUCCAAGAGAUUUCCGAUUCCUUUGCCCACCGAAGAUGAGCGUCGUAAGAUUUUACUUGUUUUACUCAAAGAUACAGCGCUGGAUAAAAGGGAUUUCGAUCUUGAUUAUCUUGUCAGUGCUACUCGAGGCAUGUCUGGUUCCGAUCUGAAGGAGCUUUGCAGGGAUGCCGCCUUGAAUGCAGCAAGGGAGUACAUAAGACAAAAAAGACAGCUGGCUAAUGAGGGAGAAGACGUGGUUGUGGAUAUGAGGCCACUCAAAAACAAGGAUUUUUUGAAGAAUCUCAAGCUAGAUGCUCGAGUACCGCUUGGCUCAGCUUCUCUAGAUUAA
This is a messenger RNA of Lachancea fermentati, 1074 nucleotides long. The record is from the annotation of a GenBank genome assembly. Lineage: Eukaryota; Fungi; Ascomycota; Saccharomycetes; Saccharomycetales; Saccharomycetaceae.